AUGUUCUACUUUACUAUCAUAGGUACCGAUGACAACCCUGUAUAUGAAGCGGAAUUCACUUCGGCCAAGAGCAGUUUCAGACCAGAUAUCAAAGAACUCAAUCCAUACAUAGUACAUUCGGCAUUAGAUAUAAUGGAGUAUCUACAAUGGCAGAGACAGCCGAAUUUAGAAGUUAAUACAAACACAGGAGGGUUUCUCAGGUCAAGACACACGAUGCAAGAGAAUUCGUACUUGGGGAAGAUUGACAGCUUUUAUGGAUUAGUUGUUAGUGGGUUUUUGACAUACGGAAAUAUAAAGUUCAUAAUGGUGCAUGGUAACGGCGUGGUGGACGAUCCAACAACAAAGACGUUCUACUAUGAAGUUUAUGAGUUGUAUUUGAAGACGUUGAUGAAUCCGUUCUAUAAGGUGAACGAUCCAAUAUCAAAUCCAACUUUUGAUUCCAAGGUAAGGGUACUGGCGAAGAAGCUUUUCACAUAG
Kluyveromyces marxianus DMKU3-1042 is the source of this 477-nucleotide messenger RNA. It is a transcript of the gene TRS20, whose product is annotated as TRAPP subunit TRS20. Bases 1 to 477 code for a protein of 158 amino acids. Gene Ontology annotation, biological process: endoplasmic reticulum to Golgi vesicle-mediated transport. Gene Ontology annotation, cellular component: cytoplasm; nucleus; TRAPP complex. The transcript has a single exon. NCBI's taxonomy places the organism in Eukaryota, Fungi, Ascomycota, Saccharomycetes, Saccharomycetales, Saccharomycetaceae. The record is from RefSeq and is a predicted model, not a curated record.